Messenger RNA from Didymella exigua CBS 183.55, 2369 nucleotides. RefSeq names its product tRNA uridine 5-carboxymethylaminomethyl modification enzyme gidA. Lineage: Eukaryota; Fungi; Ascomycota; Dothideomycetes; Pleosporales; Didymellaceae. The coding region runs from base 354 to 2165 and encodes 603 amino acids. Gene Ontology annotation, cellular component: cytosol. Gene Ontology annotation, biological process: tRNA wobble uridine modification; tRNA methylation. The transcript has a single exon. The record is from RefSeq and is a predicted model, not a curated record. Gene Ontology annotation, molecular function: flavin adenine dinucleotide binding.
AGACAACCUCUCCGCAACAAUCCACACCCACAAUGCAGCGAGUCAUCGCACAGCGAGCGCGCCAGCUCUGGGGCCACGCACCGCGCGUACGGUCCUUCAACAAUCGCCGCAAGACAUUUGCCAGCGUCGCCAUCUCCGAGCAGUACUUCACCACCCUUAAUUAAACCGCGACACCACGACUAAGCCCCCGCAGACCCUACGACGUCAUCGUCAUCGGUGGCGGCCACGCAGGCUGCGAGGCCUCCACCGCCGCCGCGCGCUCCGGCGCCCGCACCGCGCUCGUCACGCCCUCGAGGGAAAACCUCGGCGUCUGCAGCUGCAACCCCUCGUUCGGCGGGAUUGGCAAGGGCACCAUGCUGCGCGAAAUCGACGCCCUGGACGGAGUCGUGGGCCGCAUCGUCGACAAAGCGGGCGUGCAGUUCCGAGUCCUGAACCGCAAGAAGGGCCCUGCGGUGUGGGGGCCGCGCGCGCAGAUCGAUCGCGCGCUGUAUAAGCAGUACAUGCGCGAGGAGAUUGAGGGAUACAAGGGGUUGAGCGUUGUGGAGGGGAGUGUGGCGGAUAUCAUUGUGGAUCGCACGCCGGACGAUGAGCGGAAGGGUGCCUAUGGGAAGAUCACGGGCGUGAGGCUGGAGAGCGGACAGAUUAUUCCUACGGAGAAUGUGGUCAUUACGACUGGCACGUUUCUGGGCGGAGAGAUCCAUAUUGGACUGGACGCUUUCCCGUCCGGCCGCAUGGGCGAGGCUGCGACGUUUGGCCUGAGCAAGAGUUUGCGGGAAGCUGGAUUUACACUGGGGAGGCUGAAGACCGGCACGCCGCCACGGUUGGACGCGAAGUCGAUCAAUUUCAAGAUUCUUGACGCGCAAGAAGGUGACGACCCACCCAUGCCUUUCAGCUACCUCAACGACCGCGUACAAGUCGAGCAACAGCUGCUGAACCACGAGACCCGCACCAACGAAGCCGGACACGAGAUCAUCCGCCAGAACCUCGACAAGUCGAUACAUAUCCGCGAGACCGUCAAGGGGCCGCGGUACUGCCCCUCGCUCGAGUCGAAGAUCAUACGCUUCACGGAUAAGACCAGCCACAUCAUCUGGCUCGAGCCCGAAGGCUUCGAUAACGACAUCAUCUAUCCGAACGGCAUAUCUUGCACCGUGCCACCAGACGUUCAAGAAGCCUUUCUGAAGACAGUAAAGGGAUUAGAAAACGUCAAAAUGCUACAACCUGGCUACGGUGUGGAAUACGACUACGUCGAUCCACGGCACCUACGCUCGACCCUCGAAACAAAAAACAUCUCCGGCCUCUUCCUCGCCGGCCAAAUCAACGGGACAACGGGCUACGAAGAAGCCGCCGGCCAGGGCGUAGUAGCAGGCAUAAACGCCGGCCUGCGCAGUCUUGGGAAAGAAGCCAUGGUGCUCACACGAGCAGACGGCUACAUCGGCAUCAUGAUCGACGACCUGAUCACAAAGGGCGUCUCCGAGCCGUACCGCAUGUUCACCUCGCGCAGCGAAUACCGCAUGUCGGCCCGCGCCGACAACGCGGAUACCCGACUCACGUCCCUCGGGCGCUCGCACGGCGUCGUCGGCGACGCGCGCUGGACCGCAUUCAGCGACGAAGCCACACAGACGGCGAGCCUGACAGCUUUGCUACAGGGCAAGUCUAUGGGCGCCCCGCUCUGGAAAGACCACGGCUUCGACGUGCGAAAUGACAGCUCAAAACGCUCCGCCUACGACCUGCUUCGCAUGGCGAAUACCACGCCCACGAGCCUCGCCUCCAUCCUGCCCGAGAUCACAUCCUUCUCCAACCGCAUCAGGGAUAGAGUGCACAUCGAAGCCACCUACGCGCCGUACGUCGCCUACCAGACAGCUGCUCAGGCGCGCUGGCUGCGCGACGAGCAGCUCGCGCUCCCCCUCGAUCUCGACUUCGAGGCCAUCUUCGGCCUCAGCUUCGAAGAGAAGGCGGCCCUCAAGGUCGCAAGGCCGGAGAGCGUGGGGCAGGCGCGCAGAGUCGAGGGUGUCACGCCCACGGGCGCGUUGAGGCUGCUGCAGUACGUCAAGGGCGUGGGGAGGGAGGAGCGGGAGCGCAGGUGGAGGGAGGAGGUGGAGAAGCGGAAGGCGAUGUAUAGGGAUGUAGGGGGUGCGGCGAAGGGGAUUGCCGUCGAAGGGAUGUAGACGCGCUGUUGAGGUUUGCCAGCUGCGGCCAGAGCACUGUAAGAUUUCGAUGGAGUUUUGCAUUCGUAUGUUUGCAUUGCGCGGCGUUUGGGGUUCGGACCCUGCAUCUCAAUGCCCUAGACGAGGGGCAUCUCUUGUAUGAUACCUACCAUGUUCUGUUCUUACAAAUUCGAUGCUGGCCUACACAAGCAGUAUCCUGCCAAG